CUUGAUCAAACUUCAUCCAGUCCUAAGACGUGAUCAAACUUCAACCAGUCUUAAGACUUGAUCAAACUCCAGUCCUAAAACGUACCUACGAUCAGUUCUCCUAAUUAGCAUUUCUACCGGGCAAUUCUUGGGUCAUAAUUCCUGUGGGGGUCAACUCGAAAACGAGACACAGUAAUCAGACUGAGUUUAUUGUUCACGGUAUGUGUUGGCUUUGUCAAUGCGCUUCGUAACAAAUAUAGAUUACGCAAUUUUGUAUCAUUUGCUCACUCCUGUGCAGCAUAAGCGUCCAGACAAUUAAGGUUGACCCCCACUCAAAUCACUAUGAAAUAUAUGAAGUAAUCCUAUAAGGACUGCGUAGUCGCUGACCGAAUCAGUUUACGAAAUGCUGGCGCGGAUUCAUGGGACUGUCGUUCACUAUAUAUUUUUUACCUGAAGUAUCUCAUGUUUAUGCUGACUGAAUCCAACGCAGGCCUGCAUUCCUUUCGACUUCCUGCAGUGUUUCGAAAGCAUGCAUAAAAUUUGCAUAAAUAUUUUCGAAAUAAACGUGAAUUUUAAUCCAUUGCAUCGCGCUGAAAUAUAAUUGUUUUUUAUCAAAUUUCUUGAAAAGCAAUCACUGAAUAUCACACAGUAUUCUACAGCGUUGAUUUUCGUUUGCUUGCGUUACUCAUUUCCGAGAAAUUCGUUAACUUUUUUACACCAGACUUGGAAACAUUUGGUAAAGAUCACAUAUGGCUGAAAGUGAAACGAGUGAAAUCACUGACAUUCAAAAAACUCCCAUUGCACCAAUGACUAAGAAUCUCAGUAUUCCUUCAAGUACACUAACGCCCGUCAUCACUAUGGCAACCACUAUGGCAAUACCAUUUAAUAACAUGGUGAAGCCAGAGCCAACUGAAUGUGUGCCCAGUUGUACCCCAACCCCUAUGACCCUCGAUCUCUCUGCAGCUGCAACCCUUCUCAAUAUCACGUCCAGCUCCGCGGCGAUGACCCCCGUCACCCCUGAGUGUGAACCAACCCAGAGCAAACUCUUUCACCUUGUUAGUACAGGAGACCAGCAACCCACCCUAAGGUAUGUCCUCUCACUUGCCCCAAGUGGUACCCCUAACCCAGUGACACCCACCUCUGACACUAACUCAACAGCCCAAGUUGGUGAAUCUAAUCAGAACAACACUGUGGUACUCCACCCGAAGCCUGAACCCUUCCCCACGCAAAUGGUGACCAACAACCCUGGGCUUGUCAUUGCAUCGAAUGGUGUUUCUACAAUAGACUAUCAAAACGAACAACCUAUCAUGUUGACAGAACCCAAUUUUUCAUCUCAGUUGAAAAUAACUUCUCCUGGAAAUGAAACUCUACCAACUUCAGCAAUGGAUAUUGAAGCUUUUGCAAAGUUCUUUAAACAACGGAGGAUUGCUCUGGGAUUCACCCAAGAAGAAGUUGGUCUUGCGUUAGGCACCCUCUAUGGGAACAUGUACAGCCAGACAACAAUAUGUCGUUUUGAGGUUCUCCAACUCAGCUUCAAAAAGAUGUGCUCUUUGAAAAAGUUGCUUGAAAGGUGGCUAGAGGAUGCUACAGAAAAAGUUGGUGAUGGUGGCGUUCGAAAAAGGAAGAAAAGAAUGAGUAUAGAUGGCACAAUGAGAUCGAUUUUGGAAAGCCAUUAUGCUGUUGAGAAGAAGCCGAAAAGCGAGGAUAUAGCAAAAAUUGCUACCGAAGUGCAUGUCGAGAAGGAGGUUGUGCGUGUGUGGUUCUGCAAUCGUAGGCAGAAAGAGAGAAGGAUGGCAAACGCAGGUAACCUUCCAGACGAUCUGGGCAAGGAUCUGAGAACUUCUGGAUAUUUAUUCAAGCAAGAAUGUGCGGACACUGACAGCGAACUUAAGGAAAACUGUCAGAAACUUUUGUCUCUCAUCGAAGGAGAAAUUAAAAGUUAGAAGGUAAAGAUAUCUGAGCUGCAGAUAGACAAUAGGAGAAAGACAUACAAAAUGACUGUCUCCAAAACUUGUAUAACAAAGCAUAUAGUAAUGAGUUGAAGGCACUGGCUUUAUUCAAUACAUGCCUAGAAUUUGUUGCAAACAAGUAAAAGUUCAUGCCUGUUGUUAAGAUCUUGUAAGAAUAUGUUGUGCUUUGCUAAAGUCCUGUUCAAUGCUAGCAGUUGUAUUUGUUGUUAUUCCCAUCCUUAUAAUUGUGUGAAUGUCGGAGCAGGUUCAGAUUAGAUUGGUUUUUCAAAAACUUUUGACUUGCGUCUAAUAUUUACUUUGAUUCAAACUAGGAGUCCUUUUUAAAUUCCAGUUUUCUUAUAUAUCAAGAAACAACCAAUGGCAGCUGACAAAAUACAUCCUUUUUAGCGACCAAAUGCUAUCUUGGCUGAGGUUGCUGACCCGGAAGUGUGGAUAUAUUUCGCUAGCAGAAUUUGGGCUUUAGCAAGCAUAAAUGGUGGUUGUUUUGUUGAGCCAAAAUAUCUUAGAAUACCAGCUCAGAAUAGCUUGUAUAAUGUAAGCUCCGAGGUUAUGUUUAGUGCUCUUAUAGCAGAGUUAAGGCAUUGUAUAGUUUUAAAAUAGCUUGUUUCCUUUUAUAUAUAAUUUAUGUUGUAAUGACAACUAAGCAUAUGUUAAUUAAUGUAAAUAAAGCACGUUGG
Messenger RNA from Dendronephthya gigantea, 2626 nucleotides. Its product is annotated as POU domain, class 3, transcription factor 2-A-like. Gene Ontology annotation, molecular function: DNA-binding transcription factor activity, RNA polymerase II-specific; RNA polymerase II cis-regulatory region sequence-specific DNA binding. Gene Ontology annotation, biological process: regulation of transcription by RNA polymerase II. The coding region runs from base 729 to 1922 and encodes 397 amino acids. The transcript is spliced from 2 exons. Lineage: Eukaryota; Metazoa; Cnidaria; Anthozoa; Malacalcyonacea; Nephtheidae. The record is from RefSeq and is a predicted model, not a curated record.